AUAAUAUACUGACAUUAAAUAUACGCAUUUAUAUCAUCAAUGACCUACAAAAUAUAACACUAAAUAGGCUAUAAAAGUACAAUUUUAUUUCUUUUGUAAAAUAUUAUAAAUUCGCGAUUGUUUGCCUGUUACAUAUGGCAAAUUUAGGGUUUUAUUCCAGCAAGCGACACAGUGGUUGCGUUGAGCAGAAUAAACAGCUUUGCAAAAUUCUUUUAUAUGAUUGGUUUAUACAUUUAGAUCCGGCAGCAACUAAGAACAAGAAUCAAUCGUGUUAAAGAACUUUACAACAAUUGCAAAACUCCUUUUUCUGCCGAACCAAUCAAAAGGCUAUGUUCUGAUACACACUGCCAGUACUGAAAAUCUAUAGUAUACGUGUCGUGAACUGGCAAUGAAUUUCGGAACACAACUAAUGUCACAGUGAAUCAUUUUAUCCUUGUUUGUUAAAUUAAAGGAUGAAAUGAUUCAGGGCCGAUUGUUCCUAUUGCUUGGUAAACUUAUCUAUUAGGUAAACAUGUGUCUAUUUUUUUUAAACCUGUCAGGUAAAGCUUUCGAAUAAAUCGAAACAAUCAGUUCUCACUGUGUUACACCGGCUGCUGUUGUUUGACAUUAAACAAAGAUGAACGAUGCAUCAUGCGUGAAACGGAACGCGUGUCGCUUGCUGGAACUGUUAUUGCUUCGGGUUGACUUUUAUCGCAGGAAAUCUAACUUUUGAUUGAUUUGGUACUGUAAAUGUUCAUCCUUUGUGCCAAAGUUGCAGUUUUCAAACUUUCGUUACCAUAACCGUGGCCGUAGAAGGGACGGAGAACUAAGGGCAAGAACCAAUCAUAUUACAUCAUACUGAGCACUCGCUGAUUCUUCAAUAUAAUUGGUUAUUUUAUGGUUUUAAUGGUUAUUUUUAAAUUCUUCAUUCCCUUCUCCGAGCGCGGUAUGUAGCAGAGGUCUCUGAAAAUUGCAACAUUGCUCCCGGUCCUUCCGUGACCAAAUUCAUUACACUCGUACGUUGUCGCGAGUGCCGCCUCGUGGUCGAGUCGUCAAGCACGCGAGACGAGGGGGAGACCGUCCAUUGCUUCGAAGAUUUGAAAAUUCAAAACAUCUAACGAGAUUUGUUGGUGCGGUGAUUUGCGUUGGUAGCAGGCACGAGCACGGUCGUACGAGACGGUGUAUCAGCGGAGGCACUCAUCGUCAACGGGACGUACGCUGUCUCGGGAGGAUCGAGCUACCACAGUUGGAAGAUCGAGCGACCGCAAUCGCGAUAAGCAGUCCUGCGAUUGCGUCUCCGAUCACGAUCGAAUGCACCGUGUACCGUGAUUGGAAGUGCAGUUGUAGAGCGAAUUGGAACGCAAGCUUUUUUUCUCGCAAAUUUUCCGAGUUCGUCCAAGGGCGAGAGAGAGAGAGAGAGCGAGAGAGAUUAGGACAACAUGGCGACCACGACCAGGAGAUAGAACAAACAAAUCUUGUAUCUUGUAUGAUUUAAAACUCUGAAAGAGAAAAAAGAAAGGGAGAGAGAUAGAAAGAUAAAUGAAAUAAAGGCAAAUCAAAUCUAAAAUGACGAAAAUAUUUGGAAACUAAGCUUUAGAGAAGCGUACAUCUUGCACAGGCAAAGUUAUAUAUAAGUAACAUUAAUUUAAGUAACUCAAUUUUGAGAUUAAACAAUCUGAUAGCAAUUAAUUAAAAAACAGGCGUUAUUUUUGUUUGCCUUAUAAAUAUUUUUCUCUAACACAAUGCGCGUUGUCAUGCGUUACAUUUGCUAAGUGCAGUUAUUACAUUACGAUUUUUGCAGCUCUGUAUAUUUCACAUCCAUACAUACAUAUAUAUUUAUAAAUUUUGUGACAAGAGAUAGACAGAGUGAAUUGUAGUGUUUCAUUAUUUCUGAAUUUCUAAUUUCAUUGUCAUAUAAUCUCGACUCCUUACGUUAUAGUUGAAUUAUUAUCUGUUGUUGAAUUUUAGAUUUACAUAGUAAAAUCUCAAAAAAUACAACAUAUCUUGCAAAACUGCACUAUAAAAAGAUAUGAAAUAUAUAUGUGUAUAAAAAUAAAAAAAGCAAGAAAAAAUAAAACAAGCUUGAAGCUUUUUAAAUGUACAUCUAAACAUGUGUACAUUUCUUUGAUGAAGUAUUAAUUAUUGCAAGAUACAUUUAAUAAUAAUAAUAAUACUGCGUGCCUUAUUGAUUGCCUUAAUUGUUACAAAUAUCUAUGAGUGCCUUUAAGAACGAAUAACUAUUAAUCCAAAGAAGAGAUCUUCUAAUAUCUUGUAUACCUAUCUUGACUAUGUAUCAUACUGUAUUUCCAUCACAAAUGAUGGUACAAAUAAUGGGAGGACAUCAAUCAAAUGGACAAUGUCCACCAACACAGACUCACACUCUGCAUAUUAAUGGUGUGAAUGCAUUACAUCACUCUGAUUUUCCACAAUAUGGUCCUAAUAUCUCUGGACAUAAUAGACAUCGUACGAUACAGACAGGAUCUCCAUUGGAUUUACUACAAUUAAUAGGAGUCGAUGUACCAUCAUCAUUACGACGUAUAGAUUACAUGCAAUCAAGCAAUAAUUCAUCUUCUUUAAAUUGGGAAAGGCGCAUAAAUACUAACUCAUCAAUUAUACCAUUCUCAAACUAUAAUUUCAGGCCUACAAAUGCUAAUUCAACAAAGAAACCAAACUGGAAUAACAGAAAUAGCAGACGGAGCUCGUAUAGGAAUUUCUCAAAAUAUGAGGCAUAUAACAGUGAUAGUGGAUUUAGUUCUCGUUCAUCAACACCAAAUAAACAUUACAUUGACAAUAGUUUAACAGAGUCUUCAGAUGAACGAGAUUCCACGACUUCAAUGCGAGGACAGUGGCUAAACAAGAAACAUCAUAAAGUACAUCCAAAUAAUAGAGCAUAUAAUAAUACAGCAAACGGUUUAAUUUCAAAUGCCUCUGCACAUCAGUUUUAUCCAUCUCAACGGUCUAAUAGUAAUUAUGAUACUACCAAUUCUAUUCAGAAAUCACAUGCGCAAAAUUAUCAGAACAGGAGAAGAUACUUAUCAGGCAAAAAUGAGAAUGCACCAUCUUCACAAAGAUUUCCACGAAAUCGUAAAUAUUCUGCAGCAACAAAUUACGAUAUGUUACCAGGAAGUAUUGCAGCUCCUGAUAGGUUUCUUGCCAGAUCACAUUUAGUAAAUGUAACUUCUACACCAAACAAUCUCGUUACUGGAUCAUCAUGGGAUAAUCUGUCUGAACAAAUUUGGCGUAAAUUUAUUACGCAUCAACAAACCGAAGCUACUUAUAAAAAGAAAAUGAUGCUAUGGAAACAUCUUAAUACAUAUGUUAAGACUUUACAUCCCAACUAUGGUGUAUUUGUGGUCGGUUCGACAAUGAAUAGCUUUGGUUCAGAUGAUAGCGACGUCGAUAUAUGUCUUUUAGUGAAACACACAGAAAUGGAUGUGAGAAGUAUAGCUCUAGAGCACUUAAUGGAAGUGUUCAAGCAUCUUGAACGAAGUGAUUUUGUUGAACAACUUGAAAUUAUACACGCAAAAGUACCCAUUAUAACAUUCUUUGAUGCAAUUCGAAAAUUUAAAGUCGAUUUGAAUUGUAAUAAUUCUGUUGGCAUCAAAAACACACAUUUGCUGUACUGUUAUUCAAAACUUGAUUGGAGAGUAAAACCAUUAGUACUUGUCAUUAAACUUUGGGCUCAAUUACAUGACAUCAAUAAUCCAAAAUGUAGGACACUAUCCAGUUAUUCUCUAGUUCUUAUGGUUAUACAUUUCUUACAAUGUGGCACCAAUCCUCCCGUUCUGCCAUGUUUGCAUUCAAUGUUUGCAAAUAAAUUUAGAUCGGACGCGGAUAUUUACAAUAUCGAUAUCCAUGAAGAUUUGAACAUUCCUUCGUCCAAUCGUUUACCUGAAAACAAUCAGUCUCUUGGAGAAUUAUUAUUUGAAUUUUUCAAAUAUUACACUGAAUUCGACUUCAGCCAAUACGCGAUAUCUGUACGUUUAGCAAGCAAAAUACCGAAAGAGGAGUGUCGUAUGGUACAAUCGGCUAAAAAUGAUCCUUAUCAAUGGAAAUAUUUGUGUAUUGAAGAGCCAUUUGACUUGACUAAUACAGCUAGAUCAGUCUAUGAUCCGGACAUGUUCUCUAAAAUUAUAUUCAUAUUAAAGUUUACGUAUACAAAACUAAAGCGAACAUAUAGUUUAAGCGAUGUGUUUCAAGAAUGGGAUCUAGUAAUGAUUGGUGAUACUGACUGGGGGCUAACAAUAAGUGACAAAAAAUGAUAAGAUCUUGUGCGACGUGUUUAGUACCUUGUGAUAUUAAGCUUUAUUUUUAAAUAAUUUAAUAUUUGCAAGGUUCAACAAAUACGUUCUCUGUUUAAUAUCCUAUUUUUCCUUUUCGGAGGAUUUUGAAAUCACAAAUGUACAAUCAGGAUGUUACAUAUACAGUUAAUAAUAUGUAACAUAUUACUAACAUAUUACUAAUUGUAUAUGUAACAUCCUGAAAGAAAUGUUGCUAUGCAUCUACUAGCGUGAAAAAAAAACUUCAUUUUGACACAAGAAAUCGGACAUAACACUCUUGUCUGUACUUUAAAAUUGCAAUGUGUGCAAUAAAGCUUGUGAUUUACAUUAAAAAGCUGCAAUAAGUUAAGCUUGCUUAGAUCUCUCUGUAAAUCUUUAACGAGGUAGUUGCAAAGCAUUAGAUGAAAAAAAAAAAACAUUAUAAUGUUGUAGAAUGUUAUUUUAAUAUUAGAUACUUAUUUUUGAAUGACUAGCAAUCCAUAAUUAGAAAAAUUUUCCAUUGUAUUGAUGAUUUUUUUGCAUGUGAUAAUCAUUUUCUAACGUCAUAGGUGAAAUUUUAAACACGGGACUCUUGUUCUCAGGUCGGCGAUAAAAUAUAUGUACCCGCUAAAACACAUUAUUUUUUAUUAGCCCUUUUAAUUUCUUUAUUUUUAUGUGUUUAAAAAGUGAUUGUUCACAAAUAUCACGCAAAUAUCAUGUUAACUAUUAUGAUAAUUUAUAAAGUGUCAUUUUCGAUUAUAUUAGACGAAAAGUUCAUAUAUAAGCAAAUGAGUAAUAUAUUUUAUAUGGUGGAAGUCACAAAUAAUUUUGAUACAACAAUAGUGAUUACUAUUCUGCAAUUGUGUAACUAUUUAAUUAUUUAAUCGCGAUGCAUUAUCUAGUUAAAGAUUUAGAGCGAAAGAGAGCGAGCCUAAGUGAUCAUAGCUUUAAAAUAAGUUACAAGUGUUAUUGCACAUAUUAUAGUUAAAAUUUGAGCAAGACUAAUCGGUUGAUCUACUCUUUUGUAUCAAAAUAAAAUAUUUUUUUAUAUUUUAGUCAAUUUCUUCAUACAUAAUUAAAUAGUUGCACGAUUAAAGCAUAGUAAUUGUUAAUGACUGUGGUAUCAAAAUUAUUCAAUGUAAUGUUUCCAAUGUAUAUUAUGCAUCUUGCACAAGAAUUUUUCGUUUAAUACCGAUGAAUAUAAAAAUGUACGGCUUUAUAUGUGUGACUAUCUUGGUUAUUGUUAACAUGAACUUGUAUUGCAAUAUAAUCAUUUAUUAAAUACGUGAAACGGGAGAAAUUUAAAAGCGAAAAGUAAAAUACAAUAUUUCAUCUGUGACGUUAAAAAAUAAUUAUCAGAUGCAAAAAAAUUUCAGUUAAAAAUAUCUUAAAUUAUAAAUUAAUAGCCGUAAAAAUAAGCAUUCGAUAUUAAAAUAACAUUCUACGAUAUUAAAUAUAUAAAAAUAAAAAAGGAAAUAGUACACUUAUUUUCGUAGUUGCUAUUUCUUAAAAAAAAAAAAAAAAAAAAAAAA
Monomorium pharaonis (pharaoh ant) is the source of this 5770-nucleotide messenger RNA. Its product is annotated as poly(A) RNA polymerase gld-2 homolog A. Gene Ontology annotation, cellular component: cytosol. Lineage: Eukaryota; Metazoa; Arthropoda; Insecta; Hymenoptera; Formicidae. The coding region runs from base 2268 to 4241 and encodes 657 amino acids. The record is from RefSeq and is a predicted model, not a curated record. Gene Ontology annotation, molecular function: poly(A) RNA polymerase activity. The transcript is spliced from 11 exons.